Empidonax traillii (willow flycatcher) is the source of this 5537-nucleotide messenger RNA. RefSeq names its product bromodomain adjacent to zinc finger domain 2A (gene BAZ2A). The coding region runs from base 3 to 5243 and encodes 1746 amino acids. Gene Ontology annotation, cellular component: rDNA heterochromatin. Gene Ontology annotation, molecular function: DNA binding; protein binding. The transcript is spliced from 28 exons. The record is from RefSeq and is a predicted model, not a curated record. NCBI's taxonomy places the organism in Eukaryota, Metazoa, Chordata, Aves, Passeriformes, Tyrannidae.
AGAUGGAAACAAACAACCAUUUUAACUUCACUGGCCUUUCCUCCACACCCGCUGCCUCAGGACCGAAACCCACGCCUGCCUCAGGGGACAACCCCUUCACCCACAACUCCCCGCUCGGCUUCCCCCCGCAAGGGAAAAGUCUGAACGGGGGCAUGAAUGUCAAUGGCUUCUCUACUGUAUCGCACCCCGGUACUUCAGGGACGUUCCCGCCCGGCUCGGCGCCCGCCGGCUCCCAGCCCCUCCGCACCUACGACUGCCUCUGGGACUACGCACCCUACGCGCCCGCCAGCGGCCUCAAGGACGGGGGCCCUCCUGCCCUCGGGCAGUUCCCGCUCAACGGCGCGGCCGAGGGGUCCCGGCCGCCGUCCCCGGGCCACGGCACCAACCUGCGGGCGGCCGGGCAGGAGUUCUGGGGCAACGGCACCGCCGGGCCCAUGGGGCUGAACUUUGACUCGCAGGAGCUUUACGACUCCUUCCACGACCAGAGCUUUGAGCUGAUGCAGAACGGGCCCGACGGCUUCUACGCGGCGGACCAGCCCUCGCCCAUGCUGGGCUCUGACACGCAGCCCUUCCCGCUGCCCCCGGAGGAGCCAGACCCGGGCCAGGCAGACCCCGGCGCCGCCAAAGAGAUCCCCAGCACCAUUGCAGAGAACGGGGGUGGGCUGGUGGGCAGCCGGGAGCUGGAGGAGGCACAGCCAGACCUGAAGAUCUGCAGCUACAACGGGGCUGCUGCCAGCGCAGGGCCGCUCGGCCAGGAGGGGCCCGUCCUGGCCCCCGACGCGGGCAGCGGGUGCCUGGGGGACGCAUCACCCAUCGCCCCGCGGCUGGAGGAUUCCCACAUGCUCAGUGAGGACCCCCUGGAGCCUUUCGAGUCCCUGGCCAGAGACCCCGGCACCGGCGACCUCUACACCAUGGACGACUCGCAGCUGGUGAGCGACAAGUCGUCCCUGGAGGAGCCCCCCGACCUGACCGCCAGCUCCCCCCUCCGUGCCAGCCCCUUCAACCUGCUGCCCGCCAGCCCCCCGCCCGCCCCGCUGCUCGACGGCCCCGGCUCGCCCGCCCUGCACGACGGCAGCAGCGUCGACCUCAACAGCGGCAGCCACGCGGGGCUGGGGGAGUCGGGGUCUCUGGAGCUCGACCCCCCUCUGGAGCCGGAGUCCCCAGCCCCAUCUGCAGAGGAGGAAGAGGAGGAGGAGGAGGAAGAGCAGGAGGAGGAGGAGGAGGAAGAGACCGCUGACAGCUGCCCAGAGACUUCAGCAGCCCCAGAAGGAGAGAGCGAGGAGGCGGCUCCACUGGGCACCUCGGCGGCAGGGGAUGUCCCUCGCCGGCGCAUCGCCACGCAGGAGGAGGUGCGCUUCCCGCUGCAGCACGGGUGGAGGCGGGAGGUUCGGAUCAAGAAGGGGAACCACCGCUGGCAGGGUGAGACCUGGUACUACGGGCCCUGUGGGAAGAGGAUGAAGCAGUUCCCGGAGGUGAUCAAGUACCUGAGCAGGAACAUGGUGCAGGACGUGCGGCGCGAGCACUUCAGCUUCAGCCCCCGCAUGCCGGUGGGAGACUUCUACGAGGAGCGGGACACGCCAGAGGGCGUGCAGUGGGUGAGGCUGAGCCCCGAGGAGAUCCCCGGGCGCAUCCAGGCCAUCACGGGCAAGCGCGGCCGACCCCGCAACGCCGAGAAGGCCAAGCCCAAGGAGCCCCCGAUCACCAAGCGGGGCCGGGGCCGCCCGCCCAAGGUCAGGAUGGUGGAUUUGCUGAGCAAGACGGACGCGCGGCUGCUGAAGAGGCUGGAAGCGCAAGAGGUGCUCAGCGAUGAGGACAAGCUGAAAAUGAGUAAAAUCAAGAAGAAAAUGAGGCGGAAGGCCAAGAACAAGCAGAAGCAGGAGGCCAAAGCUCCCAGGGCCAAGGAGACCAAGAAGAAGCCUAAGGCCAAGGAGAAGAAGGGGAAGCCAGAGAAGGGCAAGGACAAGGCUCGGCCCAAGGAGAAGAAGGGCAAGGGGGCUCGCAAGGCCGACAAGGGUCUGGUGGCCCAGCGGCGCCUGGAGGAGCGGCAGCGGCAGCAGCUCAUUCUGGAGGAGAUGAAGAAGCCCACGGAGGACAUGUGCCUGGGGGACCACCAGCCCCUUCCAGCCUUCUCCCGCAUCCCGGGGCUCGUCCUGCCCAGCCGCGCCUUCUCUGACUGCCUGACGGUCGUGGAGUUCCUGCAGAGCUACGGCAAAGUGCUGGGCUUGGACCCCUCCCGGGACGUGCCCUCACUGGGCGCGCUGCAGGAGGGGCUGCUGGGGGUGGGCGCCGGGGCCGGGCAGCUGCAGGACCUGCUGGUGCGGCUGCUGCAGGCGGCGAUCUACGACCCCGGGCUGCCGCCCUACUGCCAGUCCCUGAAGAUCCUGGGGGAGAAGGUGUCGGAGAUCAGCCUGAACCGUGACACGGUGUCCGAGAUCCUGCGCUGCUUCCUGACGGCGCACGGGGCGGGCGCGGAGCUGUGCGAGGGGCUGCGCACCAAACCCUUCCAGGCGCUGCCCCCGGAGUGGAAAGCUGCCAUCCUGGUCUUCCUGGUGAACGAGCUCAACAGCAGCGCCCUCAUCAUCAGUGAGAUCGACAAGACCCUGGAGAACAUGUCCAACUACAGGAAGAACAAGUGGAUCAUCGAGGGCCGGCUGCGCAGGUUGAAGGUGGCCCUGGCCAAGAAGACGGGCCGUCCCGAGUCGGAGAUCACGGGCCUGGAGGACGGCCGGCGCCGGCGCAGCUCCCGCCUGACCGAGGACACGGGUCUGGAGAUGGAGGAGGAGGAGGAGAGCCGGGGACGGAGAUCCCGCCGGGAGGAGGAGGCCGACACGGCUGCGUCCAGUGUCCCGGAGCUGGAGCGGCAGAUCGAGAAGCUGGCCAAGAGGCAGAUGUUCUUCCGCAAGAAGCUGCUCCACUCCUCCCAGACGCUGCGAGCGGCUUCCCUGGGCCAGGACCGGUACCGGCGGCGCUACUGGGUCCUGCCCCACCUGGGCGGCAUCUUCGUGGAGGGCGCGGAGGCGGCUGAGCCAGCACUCCCGGAGCCCCCAGAGGAGAAGAUGCCCCCUCACGUGUCCCCGGUGAAGGAGGAGCCGGCGGACGUGCCUGUCCCCAGCCGGACGAGCUGCCCGACCGCCCGCGCCCGGGGCCGGCCCAGGAAGAGCAAAGAGGAGCUGGCACCGCACUGCGGACCCCGCCCCACCCCGGUGAACGGGGUCCUGGAGGAGCCCGAGCCCCUGGGGCAGAGCCAGCAUGACCUCAGCCAGUCUGCCUUCCUGUCCUGGCUGAGCCAGACCCAGUCGUCCCUGCUCAAGGACUCCGUCCUGACCCCGGCCAGCAGCCCCGGCAAGGGGGACACGGCGCUCCCGCCGCUCGAGGCCCCCUCAGAUCCCGUGGAGGAGGAGCAGGAGGAGGAAGAGGAGGAGAGUGCCCCGGAGGCUGCGGAAAAGCAGGGGCCCUGGUUCAACCUGCUGCCCCGGACGCCCUGCGACGACCGAGCCCCCCUUGCUACCUCCUCGACCGAGCCCUCUCCACGAGCCCCCGCUGUGCCCCCCCGCAGCCAGACCCGCGGGGACCCCCCCAUGGGCUCACCCCAGCAGCUGAAUGGCCUCCCCAUGGAUGAUCCCACGGCUCCCCUGCUCGCUUCCACGCCGGUGCACGCCGGGCCCAGGGCCCACGGCGCCUGCCCCCGCAGCCGGGGCAACCCGGAGAAGCUCCAGGAUGUGCCGGGACAACCCAAGCGCCGAGGGCGACCCCCCACCAAAUUCUUCAAGCAGAUUGAGCAGAAAUACUUGACGCAGCUGACGGAGCAGCCUGUGCCCCCCGAGAUGCAGAGCGGCUGGUGGUGGCUGCGGGACCCCGAGGAGCUGGAGGCUGUGGCCAGGGCGCUGCACCCACGUGGCAUCCGGGAGAAGGCCCUGCACAAGCACCUGACCAAGCACAAGGAGUUCCUGCGGGAGGUUUGCCUGCGGGCCACCACUGACCCCAUCUUCCACCCGCACCCCGAGGCGGCCGGAACCGCUGUGUCUCAGGAAGUCCUGGCCCGGUGGUCGGUGACGGACAGGGCCUACGAGACCGACCUCGGCGUCCUGCAGUGGGUGGAGGAGCUGGAGCAGCGCGUGCUGAUGGCUGACCUGCAGAUCCGGGGCUGGACGUGCCCCAGCCCCGACUCCACGCGGGACGACCUCCGGUACUGCGAGCACAAGGUGGAGCCGCUGGAAGACAUCACGGUGCGUUCCCGGCGGGACGGGCUCCCGCUGCGCCGGGAACGCACCAACCCUCUGGAUCUGGCCGUGCUCCGGCUCCUGGCGCUGGAGCAGAACCUGGAGCGCCGGUACCUGAAGGAGCCGCUGUGGCCGCUGCACGAGGUGGUGGUGGAGAAGGCGGUGCUGAGCAGCCCCGAGGAGCUGAGCCUGGGCCCCACGGAGAUAGCCUACGAGAUCACGCCGCGGGUGCGGACGUGGCGGCAGACGCUGGAGCGGUGCCGGAGCGCGGCCCAGGUGUCCCUCUGCAUCUUCCAGCUGGAGAAAUCCAUCGCCUGGGAGAAAUCUGUGAACAGAGUGACCUGCCUCGUGUGCCGACGCGGGGACGACGACGAGCACCUGCUGCUGUGCGACGGCUGCGACCGCGGCUGCCACCUCUACUGCCACCGGCCCAGGAUGACCGAGGUGCCCGAGGGCGACUGGUUCUGCUCCGUCUGCGUGUCCCGGGCAGGGCAGUACCGGGAUCCCGUCUCGCCCCGGCGGGGCAAGAAGCGGAAACGGGGGCGUCUCGGGGGGACCCCAGAGGAGGAGGAGGAGAACCCACGGCGCCGCCCGGCCUUGCGCCGCCGAGAGGGGCUGCCCGUGCCCCGGUACCCGGGAGAGGGGCUGACCCCCACCAAACGGAGGGGCGUGACCCUGCGGGGCCAGCCCAGCGACCUGACCUUCUGCGAGAUCAUCCUGAUGGAGAUGGAGUCGCACGAGGACGCGUGGCCCUUCCUGGAGCCCGUGAACCCCCGCCUGGUCCCCGGCUACCGCAAGAUCAUCAAGAACCCCAUGGACUUUGCCACCAUGCGCACGCGGCUGCUGCGGGGCGGGUACUCGAGCUCGGCGGAGUUCGCGGCCGAUGCCCUGUUGGUGUUUGACAACUGCCAGACCUUCAACGAGGACGACUCCGCCGUGGGCCGCGCCGGCCACGCCAUGCGCCGGUUCUUCCAGAGCCGGUGGGAGGAAUUUUAUCAGGGAAAACACGCUCCGAACCCGUGAGCGGGGGGCCAGCGCCCCCCCUGUGCCCCCUUGGGGCUGGGGUCCCCGUCACCCCACGAACUGCCUCCUCUGGAGCUGCUCUCGCUGCCUGCUGAUCCCACACGGGGGGUCUCAUCCCCCCUCACCCCCGGCAGCGUGAACGGGCCCCCCCAGCCCCGUGGCCCCUUCCCGCUGCCCGGUCUGCCCCCCCGACCCCCCAUCCUGCCCAGACCCCCCCCCAACCCCCAGCACCACAAACUCACAGACUGUGUAAGCCAAAAAGAAAAAAAAAAGAGGUGUUUUUUUCUUUCUUUC